CGAAGGGUUUCAUUCCGUGGAUAACUCUCAACAAGUUAACACUGCGCACUCUUCUCAAAGAAUAUAUCAAGUAAAAUCACGUAAAGUGUUUGAUCAACAAAGUGUCGACAACGUCAUUUAUUUUUGUUUAAAAUUAAAUCUCUUCGCUUAAAUAGUUUUUAAAAAAGUGAUUUUAAAAAUUUAGUACAAUUUUUUUUUUGAUAAGUGCAAAAAACCCGAUCGACAAAAUGAUGCACCAAAACGCUUACGUUCAACAAUAUCAACAAACAUUAAUUCAACAGCACCCGCAACAAAUGAACCAUAUGCAUUCGCAACAACCACAUCAUCAAAUGCAAACUGCUCCAAUGGCCAAACGACCGAUCGCUCCAGCACCACCAUCAAUUGCCGAACACAAUCAGCUAAAUCGUGUCAGCAGCACAAUGAGCAACAGCAAAAAAUCAAAGAUGACAUACGCACAUAUGGCAUACACAGCAACCCAACCAGCUUCCGUUCAACGUCGAAAUGCCCGUGAACGUAAUCGUGUUAAACAAGUCAAUAUGGGUUUCAAUAAUUUACGGCAACAUAUUCCAUCUGAUGUGAUAACAAAGCUGGCAAAUGGUGGUCGUGGUGCUAGUAAAAAAUUGAGCAAAGUGGAUACAUUGCGAUUGGCUGUUGAAUACAUUCGACGCUUGCAAGGACUUUUGGAUGACAGUGAUAUUGAAUCGCUAAGUGCUUCAUCGAACUCAAUCUCAUCAUCGACAUCAAGUAAUUCAUACUAUUCACCAAGCCCAGUACAAUGCAUUCAACCACCGCCACCAUGUUCCGAAUCAUCAGCAUCGCCAACACCAUCGUAUUCCUCCGAUAAUUCAUCGGUCGGAAAUUCAAAUUAUAUUUUACCAACAACAUACAAAUACGAAACGUACGAUUCCUACAAUAAUGUGGCAGCACAUGACGAAGAUGAACUUUUGGAUGCGAUUUCCUGGUGGCAGCAACAAUAAAACGAAGACAAAAAUCAACCGAUGCUAUGCUGCCAAACACUAUCACAUGUCGUCAAUACACACAAGAAAUUCAGAUCAGAGAAAAGAGACCUUUUGAUGAACGGAAUUUUCGGAAUUGUACACGCAUGAUGAAGACGAUAUCUAGUCAUUCCAUAAGAAUUACCUCUUUUUUAUAUUUUAAGUUUUUAUAAUUAAUAAAAUGUUAACCUUUAAGUUAAAACCCAUAGUUUUGUUAAGUUCACAACAUUUUGUACUAUUGAUUGUAAUAACAGCUUCAUUUUGAUCUAAUUAAACUUGAAAGCAAAUGAAAUGAAAAAAAUAAACCACGUGCCUUUUUAAAACAUAUGAAAAUUGAUUUCGAAUCGAAUGUUAUAAAAGAAAAAAAAGGAUUUCAAAGUUUUGCGUCAUUUGCAUGAUUCCUUCAUAUAAAAGAUCACUUUUUGAAUACAAUAAGUUCGCCAGUGAAACAUUUAAAUUAUCUAAUUUUUAAGACAUACUUUUUGUUCGUUAUAGGAUUAAGACAUUGUUUAUAUAAAAAAAC
Molecule: messenger RNA, 1518 nt
Organism: Contarinia nasturtii (swede midge)
Lineage: Eukaryota; Metazoa; Arthropoda; Insecta; Diptera; Cecidomyiidae
Product: achaete-scute complex protein T3-like
Exons: 2
Coding region: 228-977 (249 amino acids)
Biological process (GO): regulation of transcription by RNA polymerase II; developmental process
Molecular function (GO): DNA-binding transcription factor activity, RNA polymerase II-specific; protein dimerization activity; RNA polymerase II transcription regulatory region sequence-specific DNA binding
Source: RefSeq, a predicted model, not a curated record